Molecule: messenger RNA, 1550 nt
Organism: Salvia splendens (bonfire salvia)
Lineage: Eukaryota; Viridiplantae; Streptophyta; Magnoliopsida; Lamiales; Lamiaceae
Exons: 3
Coding region: 1-1494 (497 amino acids)
Source: RefSeq, a predicted model, not a curated record
AUGAACCCCACCGCUCACCGCCCGGUCCCCGGCUUCACCAGCCUCCGCAGCGGCGCCACCUGCUUCUUCAUCUCCAUCCUCCUUCUCUACUCCAUCUACUCCUCCACAUUCAUCAUCAGCAGCACCAAGCACGACGACGACGACACUCUCAACUGCCCCCUCCAACCCCUCUCUGCCAAGCAAAACUUUCAACAAUCCGACAACAACAAACCCUCCCCUCCCCCUCCUCAGAACACCACCCCCUCCCCCUUGGAGAUCAAGCAUGUCGCGUUCGGCAUCGCGGCCUCUUCCAACCUCUGGAACAAGCGGAAGGAGUACAUCAAGCUGUGGUGGCGGCCGGAGGAGACUCGUGGGGUGGUGUGGCUCGACAACAAGGUCACAAUCUCCGAGGACGAAUCCAAGCAGCUUCCUGAAAUACGGAUCUCUGAAGACACAUCGAACUUCAACUACUCCAACAAGCAGGGGAGGAGAUCUGCUCUGCGGAUCUCCAGGGUGGUCUCGGAGACGCUGAGGCUGGGGAUGAAGGAGAUCAGGUGGUUCGUCAUGGGGGACGAUGACACGGUGUUCGUGGUCGAGAAUGUGCUCAGGGUGCUCUCCAAAUACGACCACAACCAGUUUUAUUACAUCGGGAGCUCCUCUGAGAGCCACGUCCAGAACAUAUUCUUCUCGUACGCCAUGGCCUACGGCGGAGGGGGCUUCGCCAUAAGCUACCCGCUCGCUAAGGAACUCGAGAGGAUGCAGGAUAGCUGCAUCCAACGCUACCCGGGAUUGUAUGGCAGCGAUGACCGCAUCCACGCCUGCAUGGCCGAGCUAGGCGUCCCUCUCACCAAAGAACCUGGCUUUCACCAGUACGAUGUGUAUGGAAACCUACUGGGGCUGCUGGGGGCUCACCCAGUGGCUCCAUUAGUAUCGCUCCACCACUUGGACGUGGUGGACCCGAUAUUCCCGGGGCUGAGCAGGGUGGAGGGGCUGCAGAGGCUGCUGGAGUCAGUGGAGAAGGACUCCUCCAGCAUAAUCCAGCAGUCGUUCUGCUACGACAAGGACAAGUACUGGAGCAUAUCGGUGUCGUGGGGGUUCGUGGUUCAGGUGAUGAGAGGCAUCAUAUCGCCCCGAGAGCUGGAGAUGCCAACCAGAACCUUCCUCAACUGGUACAAGAGAGCAGACUACAAAGGCUACGCCUUCAAUACGAGGCCGGUCGCCCGCCACCCCUGCCAGAAGCCAUUCCUCUUCUACCUCUCCUCCCUCACCUACGACCACAAGCGAAGACAGAUAGUAGGAGUGUACUCCCGCCACAACGAGUCCCACCCUUACUGCCGCUGGAAGAGCGACUCUCCUGACAAGCUCAACACCGUUAUAGUCUUGAAAAGGUCAGACGGCGACAGGUGGCUCAGGUCGCCGAGAAGGGACUGCUGCAGGGUUUUGCCGUCGAGAAGGGUUUCGGUUAUGUAUUUAUGGGUGGGGAAUUGCAGAUCAGGUGAGAUUAACGAAUUGUAGUAUUUCAACAUUAAUCAGCAUUCAACUUUUAAUGCCUACAGAAGCAAUCAACUGCA